Messenger RNA from Talaromyces atroroseus, 1053 nucleotides. Its product is annotated as Alcohol dehydrogenase 1. Gene Ontology annotation, molecular function: oxidoreductase activity; zinc ion binding. Lineage: Eukaryota; Fungi; Ascomycota; Eurotiomycetes; Eurotiales; Trichocomaceae. The transcript is spliced from 3 exons. The record is from RefSeq and is a predicted model, not a curated record. Bases 1 to 1053 code for a protein of 350 amino acids.
AUGUCGAUCCCAGAGCUUCAGUGGGCUCAGGUUGCCGAGAAAACGGGCGGGCCUCUGGUAUAUAAACAGAUACCUGUUCCUAAACCAGGCCCUGACGAAGUUCUGGUCAACAUAAAAUAUUCCGGUGUUUGCCAUACCGACCUGCACGCCCUGAAGGGUGACUGGCCAUUGCCUACCAAGUCGCAUUUGGUAGGUGGGCAUGAAGGCGCUGGGGUUGUUGUCGCCAAGGGUGAAUUGGUAAAGGAGUUCGAAAUUGGAGACCACGCCGGUAUUAAAUGGAUUAAUGGAACUUGCCUUGCAUGCGAAUUUUGCAAAAACGCCGACGAAUCUGUUUGCCCGGAUGCUUUACUCUCAGGGUAUACCGUCGAUGGAACUUUCCAACAGUAUACCAUUGGGAAAGCUGCCCACGCCACAAAGAUCCCUAAAGGCCUAGCUUUGGAUGCUGUUGCUCCGGUCCUGUGUGCUGGUGUCACCGUCUACAAGGGACUCAAAGAGUCUGGGGCGCGUCCAGGACAGACGAUAGCAAUCACCGGAGGUGGUGGGGGAUUGGGAUCCCUCGCCAUACAGUAUGCAAAAGCAAUGGGCCUGCGGGUAAUUGUCAUCGAUAGUGGAGAUGAAAAGAAGAUGAUGUGUGAAAGUCUUGGUGCUGAGGCAUUCGUCGAUUUCUCAAAGUCGAAAGACGUUGUUCAAGAUGUCAAGGCGGCAACUCCUGGCGGGCUAGGCGCCCAUGCUGUUCUUCUGCUCGCUGUCGCCGAGAAGCCAUUCCAACAAGCUACCGAAUACGUUAGGCCACGAGGGUCCGUUGUCGCGAUUGGUCUCCCAGCUGGCGCAUUUCUGCGAGCGUCUGUUUUCAGCACCGUUGUGCGGAUGAUAAACAUCAAAGGCAGCUACGUCGGUACGCGCCUGGAUAGCGAAGAAGCUGUGGACUUUUUUGCAAGAGGCUUGAUAAAGGCUCCGUUCAAAACGGCUCCUCUGAAAGAGCUUCCUCAAAUUUUUGAACUAAUGGAACAGGGCAAAAUCGCUGGAAGAUAUGUGCUCGAGAUACCCGAGUAG